AUGGUUGGAAAGAUUCCCGGACUGCUGGAGUUCCAUGCCAAUCCCCCGUUGGCAAUGACCGCAUCCCGCGCAAAGGGCUACGAUAUGGGCUUGGUGGCUAUCCUGGAGAAGCCUUCCGAUUUGCAGGUCUAUGCAACUCACCCAGCUCACCUUGAAUUGCAUGAAAAGCGCGAGCAAUUAUGUGAGGAUACUUUGGCCUACGAUCUGGAGUACUAG
Molecule: messenger RNA, 216 nt
Organism: Aspergillus luchuensis
Lineage: Eukaryota; Fungi; Ascomycota; Eurotiomycetes; Eurotiales; Aspergillaceae
Exons: 3
Coding region: 1-216 (71 amino acids)
Source: RefSeq, a predicted model, not a curated record